UCUUCGUCGAAGCAAUGUCGCUCUCUCUUCCUUCCAUUGACCUACGUACUUCGGGGUACUCGACUACUUGAUCGUCACCCUGUUUCCCACGCCUCUCCCUCUCUCUCUCUCUCUCUCUGCGAUCACCUCUGCGCAAAAAACCAUGAGUGGCCCGGUCGAGUCCCGGCCGAGGAUCGGGGAGGUGGAGGAGGACGUGCUGACCAGCAUCCUGGUCCGCCUCCCCCUGAAGACCCUGCUGAGGUGCAAGCUCGUCUGCAGGCGAUGGCGCCACCUCAUCUCCGACCCCAUCUUCGUCUCCGAUUACUCUUGCCGCCACGCCCGCCUCCACUCCUCCGGCUUCUACCUCCAAAGGUUCUUGCUUUAUCAGCUCAACUCUUCCCUCAAGUUCGUUUCUUGCGACCCCCAAAAUAAAGCCGCAAUUGGUUCUGGUCCUGACUCUGACACUGACCCUUCUCUGGCUAAUCUGAUCAAAGACGAAAAUGGCGUGCGUAUUCAGCAUUCCUGCAAUGGCCUCCUCCUCAGUAGCAGCUUCCGGUGUCACGAGGAGGAUCGGAUUUACUAUAUCUGCACGCCUCCCACCAGGCAGUUCCUCCCUCUCCCCAAGCCCGACUGCAGGAACGUUUUUGGGAUCAACAUCGCCUUCGAUCCCUCCAAAGCCCUUUACCGGCUUGUGUGCAUCGCUGACUCCGAACUGUCGCCGUGGCACCGGCAGAUUCUCGUGUGCUCCUCGCACUUUGGCCGCUGGAGGAAGUCAGGGAUGCCGUUCCUCAUUUCAGAUGAGGUGUUGUUCAACCGGGGCGUGUUUUGGAAUGGUGGACUUCACUGGAUUGGCAGGGGAAGGUCUUCUCUCCGGUUCUGCGUGAAAGACGAGGUUUUGAUGGAGAUGACGAUGCCUCCAAUCCCCAAAGAGUGGUCCGAGAGGAAACCGGGCUACUUCGCGGAAUCAGGAGGCCAUCUCUAUUUGGUGGAGAUCUAUGGCUCAGUCACCACUGCCUUUGAUGUGAUGGAGAUGGCGAGGGACUACUCCGGCUGGUUCGUGAAGUACCAUGUCAAUCUUGAAGCGGUGGCGAGGGAUUUAGCGAGGAGUCUGCAGAGGAAUGUGGAUACGGUCGCCGCCUACGGCUUCUCUGUCCUGCAUAUUGUUCAUAGGCAAGUACGAGAGUCGGAAGAGUGUUUCAUGGUAUUGCGCAUCCCCAGCGAAUUUGUGUUGUAUGAUCUCAAGACAAACACGGCCAUGGACGUUGGUGUCUCAAUGCCCCAGCUUAAGAGCAUUGAACGGGAAAAUGGUUUGUUAUAUACCUGGGAAGGAGUCUAUCAAUACAUGGAUGCUCUUUGUUACCUUUGAUAUUUGUCAUAAAUUCAGAAACCACUGAAGACUUGGAUACUGAAGAUGGGUAUUGCCAGAGGAAGAUGCUCCAGAAAUAUAUGGGAAGUGAGUAAAUAAUUGGUGCACGUUUAAGGAUGAACAUCUCGUGUCCUUCUCUGUGGAGGAAACAGGUGAUGCGUUUAAGCUUAGCUAGGGCAGUCUUUUGAGCCCUGGCAGCCACUAGAGUACAUAUGUGGGAGCUUAUAGGCUAUUGCUAAGGAUUUUGUUGUUGAUGAUUAUCUUUCAAAAGAUUAGAAGCAAGAAUAUAGACAGAUUCUUGUUUUAGAGAGAUUACCUUCUAAACUUUUCUCUGCCUUCAUGUUGUAGGCUUUGCCAUGCACUCCCCUGUUGCUGGAUAUGCGAGUGAGUCCGCCA
Rhodamnia argentea is the source of this 1741-nucleotide messenger RNA. RefSeq names its product F-box protein At5g07610-like. The transcript has 2 exons. Bases 143 to 1345 code for a protein of 400 amino acids. The record is from RefSeq and is a predicted model, not a curated record. Lineage: Eukaryota; Viridiplantae; Streptophyta; Magnoliopsida; Myrtales; Myrtaceae. Gene Ontology annotation, molecular function: protein binding.